UCCUAGCACAGCGCCCCUCUUUCUUCUCGGCUUUCCAGCGCCUCCACCGCCGUAACUCCAGCACACUUUAGGGGCCACAAACGACCCAGUUGCCCGCUGGCCACCCUCUCCACCUCUCUCCUUUUCCACGUUCUUCUCCUCCUCCUCUCGACGCUCUAAAGUUUUCUUCUUUAAGUUGCUCGUGUGACUCCCGAGCAAAGUCGAAUUCCUCACUCAAAAACUCCUUCUCGAUAUCCGCAAUAAUGAAUCUUUAAACGAUUUGUCGCUUGUCGACCUUUUUGUCGCAACUUCUGCAACGCUCCAUCCGCUCCAAGUCCAACCAAUUUUUUUUUUUCGCCCGCUGAAAGCGCUCCCCAUCACCAACUCGCUUCAGCGCUGCUGUGGCUACCGCCCGCCCCGAAAGCGGACAAAGCAAAAGACGAACCAUCGUUGCAGCACGGGACGAUUAAAAUAAGAAGAAUAGGAAGAACAGUGAAGGAACGAAGCUAUACACCCCUGAUUUGCAUAUGGCAGUCAUGUCGGGCUCCAGCAACUCCGAGUCCAACGGUAAUGGGCUUUCCAAGGAGUCGAGGGUCGGUCGAGCCAAGCAACGGUAUAAUACGAAAGGCGAUCGACUUGUCGCCGGAGUAGUUCCGCUGUCUCCCGACCUGGAAUAUGUGCUUAUGAUUCAAUCGACGCGGCGCAAGGGCUGGGUGCUGCCUAAAGGCGGCUGGGAGUCUGACGAAACCUGCGAAGAGGCGGCUACACGUGAGGCUUGGGAGGAAGCCGGCAUCACUAUCCAGAUCGACCUUGACUUGGGUGUCAUUGAAGAGUCACGGCCUCUCAAGAUGUCCAAAGACCAGUCACAGUACCAUUUCUACCAAGGAACCGUGCAAAGUCAGUAUGAGGAAUGGCCAGAGCGCCAUAAACGUGAGCGCCACUGGUUCACCUUUAGUCAGGCGUGGGAAGAGCUCAAGUCGAGACCAGAGCUGCAGGAGGCACUGGACCGCUCCACGAUUAAGCGAAACUAGCUUGCCCAAGUUUGGCUGUGGACGGGCAAUGCAGAGGCAGUGACCCAAUGCCUCUCGUGAUGGACAAGCCAGAUGGCCGCGCAAGGCGAUUCUGCAACUCGCCAUGUUGCAGGGCCGUCACCAAGACACAAAAAAAUAUUUCUUUUCGCAUAUGUUGCAUCGGGUUUUAAAGGCGUUGACGGCGGGAAAGUACAUGAAAUAGAAAUCCCCGGAUGGGCUGGAUACGGUACAGGCGACUUUUUCAAUAGGAUUUACCGGGCAUUUGGCCUCGGGUCAUGAUUUUGCAAGUAGAUUCCAUGACUAAUUCAAGAUUUAUACACCUG
Molecule: messenger RNA, 1333 nt
Organism: [Torrubiella] hemipterigena
Lineage: Eukaryota; Fungi; Ascomycota; Sordariomycetes; Hypocreales; Clavicipitaceae
Source: the annotation of a GenBank genome assembly